AUGAAUUCAGCUACGGUACAGAUUGUGGAGGAUGAACCGCUCUACCGGAGCCACGUCCUUAUGAACAAGUUCCGCGACAAAGAGUGCAGUGACUCCAAAAAGGUUGAUCGCAAGAUAAAAGAGAUCACAGAGAAGAUCCGCGGAGGAUCUCCACUGAAGCAAGCAGACGAUUGGAUCCGCAAGAAGUGGUACGACGGGCAAGACCCAGAUCGUUCCCACGAAGAAACCGCAACUACCUCUCCAUUCUCACUUUUUACUCGGCAGAAGGUCGAGAUUCCAGAUAAGACGACACAUGUUAAGCUAAAAUCAACCUUCGAACAACGCGAAAGCCCUAACGGUCAAAUGAAAGAACCCAGACGAAUCUUGAUUCGAGGAAGAGCGGGGUCGGGAAAACCACCUUAUGCAAGAAGAUCAUCCAUAAAUUCAAGCAAAAAGAUGACCUCCCUGAGUGGAAAAGGUUAG
This is a messenger RNA of Microdochium trichocladiopsis, 462 nucleotides long. RefSeq lists its product as uncharacterized. The transcript has a single exon. The record is from RefSeq and is a predicted model, not a curated record. The coding region runs from base 1 to 462 and encodes 153 amino acids. NCBI's taxonomy places the organism in Eukaryota, Fungi, Ascomycota, Sordariomycetes, Xylariales, Microdochiaceae.